AUGGCUCCUACAAAUACAAAAGACUCUGACACUCCUGGCUGGCUACACCGACAUGGCACGAGUGUGCUAGGCUCAGUGGCUAGACAGGCGUGUAAGCAACCGAUCUACACCUUGGUCAUCACUGCUCUACUAGCCACCAUGACAUACACGAGUUUGCUGGAAGGGAGUUUAUACAAUGCCAAUCUUACACGGCUUUCGAAUAGUCACCUCAACCAGCUUGAUGUUACAGACUUUCUUCAGGGGAGCCGUAGCCUUCGCCUUGGAAAGGCCACCGCCUGGCAAUGGGAGACUGACGAUGAGUCGAUGAGCGACCAAGAGGUGAGACCUUCAUUCUUCUUGGACCCAGUUGCAUCGCAUUUGGCUUUGAUCACGCUCGUGUUUCCCACAUCCGAAAACAACCCAGGAAUUUCUGCCGUCCAGGAGAGUAUUAUUUCCGACUUGGCCGCUGCACAACUCGUCUCUCGAACACCUAGUGUCUUAUCUUCUACCUUCAGGGAAACUUCAAUCACUCUUUCUGUGCCUUAUAAUAACUUAGAGGAAGUUCUGCGCAAAACUCAGAACUUUCCGCAGCCGGAGGCUGAGCACUCGUGGACUUUGAAAAACGCUGGAAAAUGCAAUUCUGGUCCGAAGCUCAGGCUCUGGCUGAUAGACGUCUUGGCUUCUUUUGUCGGUUUGAUCAAGCAUGCGCAAAUUAUCGAUAUCAUCAUCAUGUUGUUGGCAUACUUGGCGAUGCACCUCACUUUCCUAUCACUCUUUAUGUCAAUGCGCCAGCUCGGGUCCCGUUUCUGGUUGGCCUAUUCAGUGCUCCUCUCUGGUUUCUUCUCCUUGUUCUUCGGACUAAAGGUCACUACUAGCAGUGGUGUAUCUACCUCCAUGAUCACUCUUUCUGAAUGCCUGCCAAUAUUGGUAAUCAUUGUGGGAUUUGAGAAACCCAUCCGUUUAACGAGAGCCGUCCUGCGUGCUGCGACCGAAUCCUACCUUCCUGCAAAACCAAUGGCCCGUCGGUCCACACCCGAAGCCAUUGAGGUGGCCAUCAUGCGCGAGGGAUGGCGUAUCGUGCGUGACUACGCUAUUGAAAUUGCUAUCCUGGCGGCAGGCGCAACUUCAAGGGUACAAGGGGCUCUCCCUCAGUUUUGCUUUCUUGCGGCCUGGAUCCUCCUCUUUGACAGCUUGCUCCUAUUUACCUUCUACAUCAGUGUGCUCUGUGUGAAACUGGAAAUCACGCGCAUCAGGAAGCAUGUCGAGCCGCGUAGGGCUCUGGAAGACGAUGACAUAAGCACUGGUAACCAGGAUUUUGACUCCCGUGUCUUUGGCUGCAAGGUCAAGGCGGCAAAUAUAUCUCGGUUCAAAUUUCUUAUGGUUGGCGGCUUCGUGCUUUUCAAUGUGCUUCAGCUUUCGUCCCUAACUUACGGCAAUGUCAGGGUUUCUGACUGGAUGCCGUACCUGUCGAACCUUUCCAACACUCUGAUGCCUGCCCCAAUCAACCCAUACCGAGUCGCACGCAAUGGUUUGGACGAUAUAUACGUGGCUUCCCGUGCAAAUAACAUUGAAACGCGCGUUACAGUGUUGCCGCCGAUCAAAUACGUCCUGCAGUCUCAGAGUAGGCAUUGUCGGGAUAACUUUGCUGGCCCGCUCUGCGAUACAUUACGCGGUCGUACUCUUGGGUGCGUGCUGGCAUGGCUAGAGGAUCCAGUCAUCAGCAAAUGGGUGAUUGCUGCGCUCUUCCUAAGCCUUGUACUGAACAGUUAUCUAAUGAAGGCAGCUCGCUGGAAUCUACGCCAGAGCGAGGUAAUUCCAGACAGCUCUGCAACCGUGAGCCAGACAAAGGACUCUUCCAAUAAACUCGCAGAAAAGCGAACAGUAGAUGCAAUGCUACAAGAAGGACGAGUAUCGCUAUUGGAAGAUGAGGAGAUAGUCAAUCUAUGCCUCCGCGGCAAAAUUUCUGCUCAUGCCCUGGAGAAGACGAUGGAACGCCAUCCGACGAUGAGCCGCUUGGAAGCCUUUACCAGAGCUGUCAAGAUCCGGCGCACAGUUGUGUCGCGUACACCGUCAACGAUUGAUGUUUCAAGUAGCCUAGAGUAUUCCAAAGCUCCCUUUGAGAACUAUGACUAUACCUUAGUCCAUGGGGCCUGCUGUGAGAAUAUCAUUGGGUAUCUGCCAUUACCAGUAGGUGCGGCUGGACCCCUGGUAAUAGAUGGUCGGAACUAUUUUAUUCCAAUGGCAACUACUGAGGGAGUACUAGUUGCCAGCGCGAGUCGGGGCUGCAAAGCAAUUAAUGCUGGGGGCGGUGCUGUGACCGUCAUCAAUGCCGACGGCAUGACCCGAGGGCCAUGUCUUGCAUUCUCAUCCGUAUCUCGCGCAGCAGAAGCCAAACAAUGGAUUGAUUCAGACGAAGGAAAGAAGAUACUGGCCACGGCGUUCAACUCCACCAGUCGAUUUGCCCGCCUGCAGGGCUUGAAAUCAGCGCAAGCUGGCACGUACCUCUAUGUCCGAUUCAAAUCGACAACUGGGGACGCAAUGGGGAUGAACAUGAUUUCGAAAGGAGUUGAAAAAGCCCUUGAAGUCAUGAAGGGGCAUGGAUUUUCAGACAUGUCAACUAUUUCAGUGACAGGCAACUACUGCGUCGACAAGAAACCAGCCGCGAUCAACUGGAUUGAUGGACGGGGCAAAUCAGUAGUCGCUGAGGCUUUGAUCCCAGCUGAUGCGGUGCGCUCCGUGCUCAAGACAGACGUGGAUGCACUUGUUGAACUCAACACUGCUAAGAACUUGGUCGGCAGCGCCAUGGCUGGCUCUAUUGGCGGCUUCAAUGUCCAUGCAUCCAAUCUGGUGGCGGCAGUCCUUCUAGCUACGGGCCAAGAUCCAGCGCAGAAUGUCGAAAGCAGCAGCUGCAUUACCAUUAUGAAGAAUGUCAACAAUAACCUGCACAUCUCGGUAUCAAUGCCAUGCAUUGAAGUUGGAACAAUCGGCGGCGGAACCAUCCUUGAACCGCAAGCCGCCAUGCUUGAUCUGCUGGGUGUUCGAGGUGCACAUGCCACCAAUCCUGGAGAUAAUGCCCGCCAGCUCGCCCGCAUUGUCGCUGCCGCCGUGCUGGCAGGCGAAUUAAGCACGUGUGCUGCUUUGGCGGCGGGCCAUUUAGUCAGUGCUCAUAUGGCACAUAAUCGCAGUAAAGUGGCGGCGAAGACUGGAUGA
This is a messenger RNA of Aspergillus fumigatus Af293, 3189 nucleotides long. NCBI's taxonomy places the organism in Eukaryota, Fungi, Ascomycota, Eurotiomycetes, Eurotiales, Aspergillaceae. The record is from RefSeq and is a predicted model, not a curated record.